UACUGGUAUUUGUGUUUAUAUUUCAGUCUGUUAAAGUGUUUUUUGAUACGUGUGAUAACCUACUGGUAUUUGUAUUUAUAUUUCAGUCUGUUAAAGAGUUUUUUGAUACGUGUGAUAACCUACUGGUAUUUGUGUUUAUAUUUCAGUCCGUUUAAGAGUUUUUUGAUACGUGUGAUAACCUACUGGUAUUUGUGUUUAUAUUUCAGUCUGUUAAAGAGUUUUUUGAUACGUGUGAUAACCUACUGGUAUUUGUGUUUAUAUUUCAGUCUUUUUUUGAUACGUGUGAUAACCUACUGGUAUUUGUGUUUAUAUUUCAGUCCGUUCAAGAGUUUUUUGAUACGUGUGAUAACCUACUGGUAUUUGUAUUUAUAUUUCAGUCCGUUAAAGAGUUUUUUGAUACGUGUGAUAACCUACUGGUAUUUGUGUUUAUAUUUCAGUCCGUUAAAGAGUUUUUUGAUACGUGUGAUAACCUACUGGUAUUUGUAUUUAUAUUUCAGUCUGUUAAAGAGUUUUUUGAUACGUGUGAUAACC
Messenger RNA from Lottia gigantea (owl limpet), 531 nucleotides. RefSeq lists its product as hypothetical. The annotation marks the transcript as partial. The record is from RefSeq and is a predicted model, not a curated record. The transcript is spliced from 2 exons. Lineage: Eukaryota; Metazoa; Mollusca; Gastropoda; Lottiidae.